Linum tenue is the source of this 1200-nucleotide messenger RNA. The record is from the annotation of a GenBank genome assembly. Lineage: Eukaryota; Viridiplantae; Streptophyta; Magnoliopsida; Malpighiales; Linaceae.
AUGAAAACCCAAAUCAUCAUCUCAAUUUCACUCGCCUUCCUCCUCCUAAACAUCCCCAAAACCCUAUCCCUGUCUCCCGCCGCCGCCCCAGCCAAGCCGCCGCCUUCCUCCCCUGCACCCGCGGCCCAAGUCGCCGUAACCCCCGGCCCAUUGGACGUCGCCAAGAUCCUCGACAAGGCCGGCCGGUUCACCGUCUUCCUCCGGCUCCUGAAAUCCACUCAGGAGGACGUCGAGCUCUACCAGCAGCUCAACGAGACCCACAACGGCGCAACGGUGUUCGCCCCCAGCGACGGCGCGUUCUCGGGGCUGAAAGCAGGGACCCUGAAUUCCUUAAGCGACGGGGACAAAUCGGAGCUGGUGAAGUACCACAUCGUGCCGUUCUUCAUCUCGUCGGCGCAGUUCCAGACCGUGAGCAACCCGGUCAGGACCCAGGCCGGUUCGGGCGGCCGGCUCUCGAUGAACAUCACCACCGAUGUCACCGGGAGUUCGGUCAAUAUUAGUACCGGGAUCGUCAACACGACGAUUUCGGGCACCGUUUAUGCGGACAGCAGGCUGGCGAUUUAUCAGGUGGACAAGGUGCUGCUCCCGCUUGACGUUUUCACUCCCAGGCCUCCGCCGCCGGCGCCUGCUCCGGCCCCGGCGCCGGAGAAGGCGGGGAAGAAAGGGGGUGGAGCGGAGAGCCCUGCUGUUCCGAAGAGCGACAAAUCUGGCGCCGUGAGGCGGAUUGGGCGGCGCCCCCUGCUCUUUCCCCUGCCAAAUCGCCUCCAAAGCCCACAUCUCCCCCAACUCCAAAGCCCACCGCGCCGCCGCCGGCCCAAGGCCCAGCCGCCAUGGUCCCGGUCCAAACCUCCAAAGGCCCGCUCAACGUCCUCAAGGUGCUCCAAAAGGCCGGCCACUUCUCCAAUUUCAUCCGCCUCAUCAAAACCACACAGGAAGACAUCCAAUUCGCCUCCCAGCUCAACGCCUCUGACGACGGAAUCACGGUCUUCGCCCCGACCGACGGCGCGUUCUCCGCCAUCAUCAAGGCAGGGGUUCUCAAUUCACUCUCCGACCAGGAAAAGAUCCAGCUGGUUCAGUUCCACGUCAUCCCCAGGCAAAUCUCGACCCCCCAGUUCCAGACCGUCAGCAACCCGCUCAAGACUCUGGCCGGGUCGGGUAAGCGGUUCCAGCUCAACGUCACGACCAGCGACAGCAUGGUGA